AUGGCAGAAAUAGAGGAGGCAGCUUUCCUAGAUGCUCUGGAUAUGAAACUGAGAAAGUGGGAUUCAGAACUCCCUGCCAAUUGUCCAGCUCUGGAUCCUUCCAUGCAGACUCCAGAGGAUGAGCAGUGGACCCCACCCACACUCCAGGAGCUGGCAGGGUGCAGCCUCCUGAAGGACAAGUACAGGGCCAUCCUAGCUCUGGAGGACCUGCCCAUAAAGCUCUUCCCACCACUCUUCAUGGAGGCCUUCAGCGGGGGACACACUGAGGUCCUGAAGAAAAUGGUGCAGGCCUGGCCCUUCACCUGCCUGCUCCUGGGGGCCCUGAUGAAUAUGCUACAGCUGGGGAUGAUCCGAGUGGCACUGGAUGGGCUGGACAUGCUGGCUGCCCAGCAGGAUUGCCCCAGGAGGUGGAAACUGCAGGUGCUGGAUUUGCAGAAGCCCCUGACACAUGGGAACUUCUGGAGGACGUGGUCUGGAGCCAUGGUCGAUGCCUGCUCACCAGGAGUCAUGAAGGAGAGGCAAACAGUGAAGGCCUCUCCAGACACAGGGCCCACUCUGCCCUUGAAGGUGUUAGUAAACCUGUGCUUCCAGCAAAGACCCCUGAAUGCAUUCCUCUUCUUCCUCUUUCACUGGGUGGAUGAGAGGAAGGGUCUGAUACAGCUGUGCUGCAACAAGCUGCAGAUGUGCCCUUUGCCUUUCCGUACCAUUGACAGGAUCUUGGAGAGGUUGGAUCUGGACUUUAUCCAGCAGUUGGAUAAGGAGAGAGAUCAGUUGAUGAAUGACAUUACCUCACAGUUUGCCAAGAUGGACAGCCUCCGGGGGCUGUACCUGGAUGGUGUCUUCCUCCUAGAUGGCCGUCUGUGCCAGGUGCUCAGGCUCCUGAAGACCCUCCUGGAGAUCCUCUCAAUAACCAACUGCCAGUUCUCAGAUCCAGACUGGAAUGAUCUGUCAGGUUCUCCAAACCUCGACCAGCUAAUACACCUGACGUUGUGGGACAGCAAAUUGACGAGUUUCAGUCCUGAGCCCCUCGUACUUCUGCUAGAGAAUGCUGCAGCCACCCUUGAGACCCUAAACUUGCAGGACUGUGGGAUCACCAACUCCCAGCUCCAGGCCAUCCUACCUGUCCUGAGCUGCUGCUCCCAGCUCAGGGUCUUGAGCUUCAAUGGGAAUGACAUCUCCAUGUCGGUCCUGAGCAACCUGCUGCUUCACACUUCCAGGCUGACCUGGUUGAGCCUAGAUAAGUACCCUGCCCCUCUGGAGAGCUAUGAUGCCCAGGGUGCCAUCCACCCAGGGAGACUUUUCCAACUCAUGGAUGAGCUGAUGGAGAUACUGAGGGAUGUGAGAGAGCCAAAGAACGUCCUUUUCUAUACUAAACCCUGCCAUAGGUGUGGCAACUGGUUUAUCUAUAACCUGCCCUCCAGUCCGUGUCUCUGUUGGCUGCCUGCAUAG
Molecule: messenger RNA, 1449 nt
Organism: Ictidomys tridecemlineatus (thirteen-lined ground squirrel)
Lineage: Eukaryota; Metazoa; Chordata; Mammalia; Rodentia; Sciuridae
Source: RefSeq, a predicted model, not a curated record